AUAUAACUUCAUAAAAAUGGGCCAUCCAAGUAUGCAUUCAUGGGCACACUCUAUCACCCCAGGGUGGAUGACUAAGACUAAAUCAUUAGAGCCACAUAUUGACGAGCCAGGCUACGUCAAGGAAAUGCUCCAAAAAGGAGAGAACCCAAAGGAGUUGCUUUUGGAAGAAUGUAAGCCAAAAUGCACUCACUGGAAGGAGAAAUUAGAGAGAUGUGAGAAACAAUUAGUGACUAUCAUUAAGAUUAACCCAACCAAGUCAUGCCUCUAUCCAUUCAGAGACUAUACUACAUGUGUUGAGGCUUGUGUCCAGCCAGUCAUCCACAACAACUUGGUUAUCGAAUAAGUAGAGAACUGAUAAA
Moneuplotes crassus is the source of this 359-nucleotide messenger RNA. The record is from the annotation of a GenBank genome assembly. Lineage: Eukaryota; Ciliophora; Spirotrichea; Euplotida; Euplotidae.